UCCAGAACUUCUUGCACAAGUCCUUGCAGAAAUGAGCGAUGAGUAAAUACCUCUAGCAGAGUCUCGAAUCUGAUGCCUUGCAUAGAGAUCUUUGCACUGAACGAGAAAUUAUCGGGUUUCUCGUUCCCAGUACAUGCCACAGUCUCUGACUUGUCGCAGUGCUUCUAUUAUUGCUACACAGGACUGCUUUGAUGUUAUCAUCUUUCGCCUCCGAUUUCUUCUCGAUAUUGCUAGAGGGACUCUAUUGCUAUUCAGAGACCAUGGCAGAGCACUUACGCCCUUUGGGAGGCCCUGCACUUCAGCCCGAGUCACCUCGUCUUAUCAACACAAAAUUAUCAAAUCAUUCAAAAGGAUAGUGCCGGGGGCCAAAAAGAAGAGGGUAACAGAAUAUCGAAAGGCGGUCGGAAUCACCCACACAGUCCUCUGUUACAUUGGAUUGGCGUGGAUUCCCGAGGAUGGUCUGGCGAACAGAAGCGGGAAGCUGGACUUGGCUUCGAUUAAGGAUCUAGCACCCGGCGUUAUUUUGCGAUAUGAAGUUAACGAUAGUAGCGUCAUGGUCCGCCUUCAUGCCUUGGAGACUAGGGUCGACACCGGUGAAUACACCUUCUUAAUGAGAUGCGAAGAGGUCCAGGCGUAUCGCAGUUUCAACCUCGAUUUAUCGACAUCUUGUUUCGAUGCGGAGACAAAAACGCUGAUAUCAGCGAUUCUCAAGAUGGUUCAAGAGUGCUUACUGAACAUUCCUGUUCCAUUUACCACAUCAAGUCAGGGAGACGACUGGGUGGACUGGGUGAAGGCAUGCAACACUCUGCAGGAAGUGUACGCUAUUCUGUCAACUACUGUGGGAGAUGCAGAACGCGAGGACGCUUUGAACCUUCUCCGAGACAGGUUAUCAGUAUUGUAUCCCCAAAGUGUCGACUGAGGUGUUUAUCGGCAAAGGCGUGAAGGCCAGAUUUGAAAGGGCGAGCAUCGUUGGUACCGUAGCCAGGAGUUCGAAUUUGAGGAGGACGACGUCCCU
Molecule: messenger RNA, 1015 nt
Organism: Desarmillaria tabescens
Lineage: Eukaryota; Fungi; Basidiomycota; Agaricomycetes; Agaricales; Physalacriaceae
Exons: 7
Coding region: 134-919 (261 amino acids)
Source: RefSeq, a predicted model, not a curated record